Messenger RNA from Pistacia vera, 501 nucleotides. Its product is annotated as disease resistance protein RGA2-like. The transcript is spliced from 2 exons. The record is from RefSeq and is a predicted model, not a curated record. Gene Ontology annotation, molecular function: ADP binding. NCBI's taxonomy places the organism in Eukaryota, Viridiplantae, Streptophyta, Magnoliopsida, Sapindales, Anacardiaceae. Bases 1 to 501 code for a protein of 166 amino acids.
AUGGCAGAAUCAUUUCCGUCAACGAUUGCAGCUAACAUUUUGACAGAGAUAGACUUCCUUACUUCCUCAGACAAUGGCUUGUCAUCAAGGAUUCUAAAAGAAAUAAUGAAGGCCAAAGAAAUCUUGUUCAAGGGGAAAGCUAUACUCAUGAAGGCAGAGGUAGGCAAACUCAAUAUCGUCGAAUAUUAUCUUAAAAUCAAGGUGACUAGAAAAAGAUUAGAUGAAAAGAUGGAUAAUAUUCAGUCUAUAUCUAUAGCUGUUAAAGAUCCAGACACUAAGCUUGUUUUUUCAGGAGAGAAUGUAAUGAACCAUCCCUUUGUCGGUACUCCUCAAGUUUUUGGACGAGACACUGAUGAGGAAAACAUUAUAAAAUUGUUGAUGAAACCAAACAAAGAAGCUGAAAGGGUGUCUGUAAUUCCUAUAGUUGGAUUCGGAGGUAUUGGAAAAACAACUCUUGCCAAACUAGUGUAUGAUGACAAAAGGAUAGAUGAGCACUUCUAG